This is a messenger RNA of Rhinichthys klamathensis goyatoka, 1774 nucleotides long. RefSeq lists its product as uncharacterized. NCBI's taxonomy places the organism in Eukaryota, Metazoa, Chordata, Actinopteri, Cypriniformes, Leuciscidae. The record is from RefSeq and is a predicted model, not a curated record. The coding region runs from base 125 to 1774 and encodes 549 amino acids. The transcript is spliced from 3 exons.
GGCACGCAUCACACACGCUCAUUUUGUCAAGUGGUGGAACAUUCAGAGUGUCUGUCAUGUCUGUUUUUGAUUUUGUCGGUACGGGGUGAAAAUAAAAGCUUAACACCGUUGUGCCAAAAACAAGAUGGAGCAAAACAUUGCUAAUUUUCUAAAGGACGCAUUCCCAGAGGCAAACUUUGAGCGUCUACACUCUGAUGACGACGUUAACGUACCUCAAAAUGAGCCCGACAUGGAGGACGACAACAGUCACAGAGAAUCCAGUGGGUCUGAGUCUGACAUAGAUUUAGAGUGGGCGAAUAGGGAAGAGGAAACUAAGAACUUUUCUGAGAAUAGGAACUUCUCAUUAGAUGAACAAAGCAUCAAGGCAGGAGCUAUGCCCUGUGGUUCAUGGGAUGACGACAAUACAGAUGAAAACAAGACACAAACCCAAAACCAGCUAUUAAGCUUGCAUGAUGAGGAAUGCAGAGAGAAGGAAGUCGAGACACAUGCAGAUAUCCAUCAAAUGAACAAGGAACAAGCUGAAGAUGUCAGUAUGCUGGAAAUGGUUCUUCCAAAAGGAACUCACUAUGAUCUGGAAACAAUGAGCCCAGAGACCCCAUCACAUCUACUGAAGAUGGAGGUCCAGUCUGGGGAUGAGAUGAAAGAGUUUACAGAAGAAGAUCAUGAAGAUCAUGAAAGAGAAGAGGAAAGUUUAGCAGAGUACCCCUCUGAUUUGUCUCAAAGUGAUAGUGGGGACAGCAGUAAGGGUCAUGAGGGUGGACAACCCAAUCACAUGGACUCCAAGCUGGCUCAGGUGCAGGUUGUAGACCUGGGUUGUUCCUAUGAGAUGAAGAACCUAGAAGAACCUCCACUGAAUUACAAAGUUGUAACUUCAAGGAAUGAUGAUGUUCAAAUGAAAGAUGGAUGUAUGGAUCCUGUAGACAUGCUCACUUAUGUCAAGGAUCUGAAUGUGGAGACACCUGGGAAAUCUGAUGAUGACAUAUUGUUCCAGACAAAGCAGGACAGUAUUAGAAAUGACGAAUAUAACAGUGAGAUUUCAAACACUGGGGAAAGUUCUGAUUUUGGCAUCUCUGCGAAUUUCCAAUCUAAUUCCAGUGAAUCUUACAUGACUGAGCAGCCUGACUAUGAUAGUGAUAUCAGCAGUGAUGGUGAAUACUGCAAGAGCCAAGAAGAAAACCCUGAUUUCACUUCCCAUUCAAUCUUGGAGGAAAAAAAACCAGCUGACAUGAAACAAAAGCUUAACUUCAUGAAAGACUUUGCAAGAGAUCGGAACAGCAUUGAACAUGAAAUAGAGGAUGUGGUGGUCACAGAUAGUCAGAAAGAGGUGUGUGAUAUACAUUUUUCAAGCAAUCCAGCAUCUCCUAAAGGAGGAAUGGAAGGAUCUUCUGAGACAUACUCAUCUGAAAACAGAAGUGUGAGUGAGUCACAUCCACUAGAGGCCAAGAACAACAAAGAACAUGAUAACAGUGAACACUCAGAAGUUUCAGACAUUGGUGAAAAUAUCAACACUUUGCUACCUGGGACAUUUUUGAACUUGAUGGAUGAUCACAACCUGGAGCUUGACGAAUAUGACUGGGACAUUAAUGAAAAAGAAGUGAUAUGUGAUGAAGAGGACUAUUUUCAGGACGAGCUGGAGAAUGAGGAGGAGGAGGAGACCAAGGGGGACUGGGAGAAAGAAAAAGCAAGAAUUGAGGCAUUUAACAGAUUCUACCAGCCCGCUGAAGGCGAGGAAAACAAAGAAUCCUCUCUUUAUGAAGUGGAUAGUGACAGGUAA